UGAAUGUUGGUUGAAUUGUAUUUUUCGUGCAUUGGUGUACUGCGAUUAAAGUGAGUCAAAAGCAUUUUAAGGUUUUAGUCAUAUUAAUUCGAAGUUUUUAUUUAGGUCUUUUGAAAAGUGCUAAAAUUAAAAAGAAUAAUAUUUAUUUUUAUUUACCUUUGGUGCGUUUGCUUUGGUUGUAGAUAAAUUAUUAUUUUUGUCUCUCAAUCUAUCCUUCUGCUGUCUUAUGCUAUGAUUUGGUAAUGCAACGUGAAAAUUGUGACAGUUUUCGUUUUAAAUUAAGUCACCCGAGAUAAGUGUCUGUAACGUCGUUUAGCAGCCAGAAUGCCGAAGAAUAAGGGAAAGGGAGGUAAAAAUCGUCGUCGAGGAAAGAACGAAAAUGAGACGGAAAAGCGUGAGUUGGUGUUUAAAGAAGAUGGACAAGAGUACGCUCAGGUGACGAAGAUGCUGGGCAAUGGUCGGCUGGAGGCCAUGUGCUUUGACGGAGUCAAGCGGUUGUGUCACAUUCGAGGGAAGCUCCGAAAGAAGGUGUGGAUCAACCAAGGAGACAUAAUCCUCAUCGGGCUGAGAGACUACCAGGACGCCAAGGCGGACGUCAUAUUGAAGUACACGACCGACGAAGCAAGGAACUUGAAAACAUACGGGGAGUUUCCGGAGACAGUGCGCAUCAACGAGUACGUGUUCGUGGGAGAAGAAGGAAUGGACGACGACAUCGAGUUUGGUGACGAAGCCAGUGACGAAGAAGGGGACCCGGUCGAUAAUAUCUGAUGAGGGUCGGGCGGAGGGGUGCACACUGCUCAGACGGACAUUGCGAUGGUGGGCGUGAGGUGACUGUGGCUCAGGCAGUGUGUACCGAAAAUAAAUCAUGCACAUUUUGAAUCAA
Molecule: messenger RNA, 883 nt
Organism: Bacillus rossius redtenbacheri
Lineage: Eukaryota; Metazoa; Arthropoda; Insecta; Phasmatodea; Bacillidae
Gene: eIF1A
Product: eukaryotic translation initiation factor 1A, X-chromosomal
Exons: 6
Coding region: 325-768 (147 amino acids)
Biological process (GO): translational initiation
Cellular component (GO): cytoplasm
Molecular function (GO): translation initiation factor activity; RNA binding
Source: RefSeq, a predicted model, not a curated record